Colletotrichum destructivum is the source of this 486-nucleotide messenger RNA. RefSeq lists its product as uncharacterized. The transcript has a single exon. The record is from RefSeq and is a predicted model, not a curated record. Lineage: Eukaryota; Fungi; Ascomycota; Sordariomycetes; Glomerellales; Glomerellaceae. The coding region runs from base 221 to 481 and encodes 86 amino acids.
GGGCGGUGCUAUCAUGACAGCAUUUUGGUGGAGGGGCAGGCACCCAGGCCGAGGACCCUUCGGUACCGGCCCCCGGGCGGGCAGAGUGAAGAAGAGUCAGGAGUCGUUGGGCGAGCCUAGACUGGGAAAUCUGAAAGAAGCAGUACCGCUGUGCUGCACGACAUGACCCUGACGCACCCCUCUCACACACACACACACACACACACACACACACACACACAUGGUGUACAUCGUCCCGCGGACGCAGGCAGGCUUCCAGGCAGACAGACACAUGACUGGCGUAGCUGGCCUCGUUCUCCCGUGUCCAUCGGCUCUGUCGCCGUUGUUUUCGCAACUGGCGUUUCCGCCCGUCCACUCGGUUCCUGGUUUCCAAGUCGGUCGUGCGGUGGAUUCAGACCUCGUCUCGUACACCUCACUGGAGGGGAAAGGGAUGGGACGUCCCGAAUGUUCUGAAGGAUCGGUUGAAGUAUGUGCAAGGUAACAAAC